Messenger RNA from Thermothelomyces thermophilus ATCC 42464, 963 nucleotides. RefSeq lists its product as uncharacterized. The coding region runs from base 420 to 920 and encodes 166 amino acids. The record is from RefSeq and is a predicted model, not a curated record. NCBI's taxonomy places the organism in Eukaryota, Fungi, Ascomycota, Sordariomycetes, Sordariales, Chaetomiaceae. The transcript has 2 exons.
GAGGUUGAGAUGGUGCUGAUAACAAGGGGUGCCCGCCGUCGUCGGUGCUAGUGCCAUUUUUCCGUUGUGGUCGGUUCAAGGUUCGCCUCGACAACCUCCACGGUUCGCGACAAGAGAGCUCACCACCUCUCCCCUCGCUUUGAGCGUUUGCUCGCUGUUCAGCAGGUGCUGGCAUCACCACCAUUUUUCCUUCGUAGUCGUCCGGUCUGUGAUCGAUUCUCUUCGACGUGUACAUACAUUUCAAUUCUCUUCACAUCCUUUUUUUCUUUUCCUUUUUCUUUGAAGCAGACGGGGGGCACAAGGUUGAAAACCGCCUCAAGUUCGUUCGUUUCUCGUCGUUCGCACAUAAAACUGUGAUUCGAAAGAGCCCAAGGCGAGCCAAGGAACCAAAAAGCCUCUUGGACGAAGCCACGCCCGACAUGUCCCGCCUCGUCCUCCUCGCCUUCACCCUCGCUCUCUUGGCCCAUCUCACGCUCGCGGCACCGCCGCAGCCCUGGUACGAGAAGUACAACCAGCGCCGCGUGAUCGUGCCCCAGUCCUACUACGAGGCCCUCUCCCUUCGCCGGCAGGCUCCCGUCAAACCGAAUGCGGUACGAGACAUGGUCUGCCUCGACACAUCGACCCGCUUCCUUCUCUACGACGAGUACGCCGCCUCCCUGGCCAUCUGCGGCUCCAUCGCGGGGCCGGGCGCGACGCGGUGCGAGGGCAACCCGGCCGAGACGGUCGGCACCUCGGGCCGCGCCGCCUUCGCCCUCCAGGCCACCGAGCGUGACCGCGGCGCCACCAUCAACGUGUCCAAGGAGGCCUGGGCCCGCUGCGUCGCCGCCGCCCGCGAGGCCUGCCCCCAAGGCCGGUACCGCGGGGUCUGCGUCGGCGGGGCGACCAAGGGUGACGUCAGCUUCGAAUUGAUGAGCGUCUGAUUUAUGUUUUUCUUUCUUUCUUUCUUUCUUUUUUUUUUUUUUU